AUGUUCGCGAGCUCGGGCCGAGCGGCGGCGUCGCCCGCCGGCGUCGCGACGGACCUCCGCUUCGCCGCGACUCGAGCGACGCCGAGAAAACAAAAAAGAUGCGCACAAACGUCGCGCCUUCUCGCCGCGCGCACCCGGUGCUCCCACCCGGCGCGCGCCGGCCGCACGCCGGGCGAUCGAUUCACGCGUCGCGUCGCGGAGUUGAACGAAACGAGGGGCGAUCGAACGCGCGCGGAUUCCGUCGCGGGGGGCGAGGCGGGAGGCGCGUCCUCGUCGGGGCGAGCCGGGCCAGAUCCUCCAACCUCCUCGGGAGAUGAUUCGCGAGACUGGGGCAUCGCCAAGGAGCACGACGCGGGUGACUCGGCGGGGAACGGGACCGGCGAUCUCGACAUCGCCGCGCUGCUGUCGCGCGCGGACGGUGCGGUGCACCAGGCGUUCGUGUCGCUCCUGGGCGGAGAUCUGGACGCCAGGGUCCCCGCGCGGCGCCCGCCGAGGCUCGGCGCGAUGGUCGAAAUCGCCGGUCCGUGCCCCGAGCUCAACUGGCACCAGGCGACGCGCACCGACGCGCAGCGCGAGGAUCUCGUGCGCUCGCUCUCCACCGGGCGGUUCCGCGAGCCCGUCAUCCUGCGCGGCGCCGCGGACGAGUGGCCGGCGGUGUGCGACGCGUCCAGGGCGUGGACGCUCUCGAGACUCGUCGCCGAUCACGGAUCAUUCGUCGGCGACGUUCGCGAGCGAUCGCCGUGCGGGUCGGCGGCGAACGGAGUCCCGAAGGACGCGUACGCCUACGUCGAGGAGGCGCACGAGGCGGUUCGCGCUGGUAAGUUCGCCGCGCCGUCGAGGACCGUCAAGAUGUCCCUGCGCGACGCCGCGGCGAGGAUGGUGCGCAACGGCGACGGCGAAGGGGGGGUGUACGUCCAAGCGGAGCUCUCGCGUCGCUUGGCGAUUGAAGCCGGGUUAAGGACGAACGACGAGGAGGGCGACGCGGAGGGCGAUGCAAACCCUAAGGGCGAUACAAACCCUAAGGGCGAUACGAACCCUAAACCCAUGGAGCCGUGGCGGAGCAUGGACGCCGCGGGAUGGCGAGAGACGCAACCGCCGAGGCUGUGGCUCUCCGCCGCCGGGAGCGUCUCGCCGUUGCAUUUCGACUCGAGCGCUUCGACGCUCGCGCAGGUCACCGGUACCAAGCGCAUGUUGCUGUACCCGCCGUCCGUACUCGCCAGGGCGCAUCUCUACCCGGACUGGCACCCGCUGCGGCGGCGGAGUAAGGUCCAGCUGGACGCCGACUUGGCACCCGACGUGGCGAAGAGAGCCUUCCCGAGGUGGACCGGCUCUCGGUUCGCCGCCGACGUCGAGGAGACGCGGGGCGGGCCGGCGGAUGCCACGUCGGAUGCCACGUCGGAUGCCACAUCGGAUGCCAUGUCUGCGUCCACGUCAUCGCCCGCGAAGACCGCGUCUCCUCCCGGCGCGUGGGAGGCGGUACUCGGGCCCGGCGACGUCCUGGUCUUCCCGCCCCGGUGGGCGCACUACACCGAAUCUUUGGGCCCGGAGACGUGCGCGAGCGUGACUCGCCGGUUCAAGACUCCCGGCUUUGACGUCUCUGACUUUGCCGAUACGUUCUCGCACCCGACGCCGAACACGUUGGAUUGGCCCAGGGGCGUCACCCCGGAGUCGCUGGAGCGCGGCGCUAGGUUCGCGCGGUGGAUGGAGCGACGCGGACUCGUGAGUCACGUCGGUUACGAUGAUAAUCACGACGAUGUAAACGGGCCGUCUUCGUCGGAGGGGAGACGGGCGCUGCGUCAGCUGGAAACCGCGGGCGUGGUUCGACCCAUCGGCGUCCCGCUGCGGCUCGACGCGUCGUCGGGGGCGGUCGUGCCGGAGUGCUGCGCGAUGGGCAAGGUUUAUAACUCGAGAAGGCGCGCGGGUGGCGACGGCGGCGAGCGGGGCCGGGGCGGAGCCGCGCAGUGGUCGGCGCAGUGGUGGGCCGCGGCGACGGACGCGUCACGCGUCAUCGCGGAGACGUUCGACGGCGAUCAAAAAUUCGCAUCCGCGGUGCAGCACUCGACGGAGUCCCCGGUGGUUGGGACGUACGCGCGCGGGAGCGUGGCGAGGGGCGAAGCCAGGGCCGGGGUGAGCGACGUGGACCUGGUGACGGUGUGUUGGGGUCACGACACCGCCGACGGCGUGCGAGACAUGGCGCGGUUGAAGCACAGGUUGCGCGUGCGGCUCAACUCGACGCCUCGCGGGGACGGCAAGUCGGCACCCGGGGACGGAUCACCCGGGACGCGAAAGCCGAACGAAGCGCGGGGCACCACCCCGGACUCUUCGUCGGGUGAAAAAAACUCGGGAGAAAGCUCGGGAGAAGACUCGUGGCUCGGGCGCUGGGGUCACCUCGCGACCAAGGCGGACGUCCGCGUGGUCACCGUCCCGCCCCCGCCGCACCCCGCCGGCGUCGCCCUCGCCGCCGCCAUCGCCGGCGAACCCCUGGCGAGGCAGCCGCCCGACGCCGUGGAGGCGCUCGCGCAGUGCCUCGGCGUCGAGACGAUGUUCGUCCUCGCCGUCGAGUGCGCGCCGAUUUCCGGCCCGGACCUUCCCGCGCUCCUGCCCGCGUCCGCCAGAAUCCCGCCCCCCGCGCGGUGCCUCGAGACGCUGAACGCGGACGUCGUGGACGCGCUCGCGGACGGGGGCGAGCGGGCGCUGACGUGGGCGCUGAAGCGGUGCGUUCGCGCGGCUUUCGAACGAGAACACUCACGUACGAGACUUACGUCGGGAGACGUUACGUCAAGUCACCUUACUGGAGCGAACGCGAACGGUCGCGGCGCAAUCGGCGGCGUGUACACGCGGGACCUGUACCACUGCGCCGGACUGGCGUCGGACGCCAGGCCGGAGCUCGGGGAGGAUUUGGCCGCCGCGCUCUGCGCGGCGGUGCACGGCCCCCGCGCGGUUUGGGGCGCGCUCUGGUACGCGUGCGGCGGCGCGUUGUGCGUGCGACUGAGGGACGCGAUCGCGUACGACAGAGUCGGACCGCGAUGACGCGGUCGGUUGACACGAAGGUUGAGACAAAGGUCGAGACGAAGGUUGGGACGAAGGUUGGGGAAAGAGUGCGACGACGCGACCCGGCGAAGGGCGACGGAGCGAGGGCGGGCGCGAGACGAGACGGAAGCUGUAAAUGAUACCCUCCGCGCGCGACAUCUUAUAAAUAACACGUAUAGAAGGUGACUCG
Messenger RNA from Micromonas commoda, 3220 nucleotides. RefSeq lists its product with no specific name. The transcript has a single exon. The record is from RefSeq and is a predicted model, not a curated record. Gene Ontology annotation, molecular function: 2-oxoglutarate-dependent dioxygenase activity. The coding region runs from base 1 to 3030 and encodes 1009 amino acids. NCBI's taxonomy places the organism in Eukaryota, Viridiplantae, Chlorophyta, Mamiellophyceae, Mamiellales, Mamiellaceae.